AUGAAAUAAUCCUAAGUUAACAAAUUUUUCACAAAUUUAGCAGGAUGCCAAUUAAUUUCUAAUGUGGGAUCUCCAACAACCACUGCCCCCAGUAAACACAAUAAAAACGCAAGCUCCACAAUUUCUAAUGGAAAUAAAUAUUUGGUUUACUCCAAACGUACAUCUCGUCUCCAUUUAGAGUCAACCAAAAGGCUCCCUGUUUUAACUACUGUUAUGAAGACAGAAACCCAGGAUACUCCAAAAACUGCAACCAAUAAAAUGAGGAAGGCAAGUGGAAAUUCAGGAGACUUUCGCAUUAUACAUUAACAUUAAAGAAAUAAAACUGAGACUCUCACCCUUUCUAAUAACAUAAAUAUCUCUAAAUUGGACUCUCCUAAAGAAAACUUUGAAGAAGUAGAGUAACUAUAUGUAUAACAAAAUAUUUAACAUACAGCCACAAUUCCAACAUAAAUAGCCCAUGCUGUUGAGAUUCAGUAAUCAGCUUUGACCUCAAGCAGAAGUGAAAUAAUCACGAAAUAAGCAUAGCCAAAAGUUAAUCCCGUUUAAGUAUUGGGAGAAGCAUAUGAAUUCUCAAAGAUUCCAAAAAUAAGCUAUAAGAUAAAAAGAACCUAGAUUAAAUAGUAAAUUACAGAGAUUGAAUCUUUAAAUGAAAAAAGUUGUCAUCUAAUGAGGAAAUUGAGAUAAUUGUUGCACACUCAUAGAGAGAAAGAGAAAUUAUUGGAGUUGGAAAUUAAAAAGAAGAAGGAAUCUUUAAUUGAUAGAUAAUUUUCAAAAACACUAAGUAAUAUGCCAGAUGAAAAAACCCCCAAAGCCAUUGAAUCUAAAUUCAAUUUCAAAUUAAGUACGAUUACCAAAAAGCAAACCAAAAUUCAUCCUAAUUAUAGUAUUUAGGAUACUGAAUCAAUGCUUCCAAUAAAAACCAUCAUUGAUGCUUUGAAAGAGAAGAAAGAUGAUAAAAAAGAGAAAGUAUAAAUAAUCUAACCAAUUUAAAAAAAAAACAUCAAAGUAACCGUUGCUUUUGAAGAAAAUGAAAAGGAAAUCGAAUUUUAAAUGCCAGAUUAUAUGGGUGAUGUUCAGUAAAGUCAAAUUUAAUCUACAGAAAUAAAGGAGAAUAAACAAUCAAAUAUCUAUUCAUUGGUCAGCAAAUCUAUGUUAUAGAAGUAAAUAUCUUAAAAUAUAUGUAGCAAAUUUGCUUUGAGAUUAGUUAAGAAAUUCGGAGACAAAGUCAUAAAAACUUAAAAGGAUAAUGAUGCAAUUGAAAAUUUCAACUCAUUCAAGGCUUCUUAAUUUACCAGAUAUUAUUUACAGAACCAUGCCUAAAAGUGUUUAGAAAUUAAAUAUGAGCCUCAGUAAGAGAAUGAGGAAAUUUCAACUUGUCAGAAAUAGAGUUUCUUGAAUAAAAAUUAUUAUUCUGAAACUAUGCAAGAGAUCCAAAGCAAAACUAUGUUGUAAAUCCCUUAAUAUCAUGUAACUAUUUGUACAAUUUAAGAAAGAUUAAUAUAAAUCAUAAUGGGAAGUCGAGACUUUAUUUUACACUAUUGGAUAGCAUUUGGAAGGACAUCUAAGUGAUAAUAGUAUUUUAAGUCCAAAUGUUUCUCAAUUAGACAUGAGUGAUAUAGAAAUGCAAACGCAAUUCAAAAUCAAUUACAUAUAUUACAUGUUAAAUUUAAUAUCACCAAAUGAUAUAAAGCAACAGAAAUUGAGAGUUAUUGUUAACACAGUGGAUGAUGAAACCAAAAAUUAACUUCUACAUUAGGAGCUAUUGAGAUUCCCAUAAAUCAAGACUUUGGAAAACAAAAUCAAAAAUGAUCCAGAAAAUAAUUGUAUUUUAUUUAUAAUUAAAUAGAGAGUUAUAAAUUCUUAAUAAUUUAGAGAUAGAAUUAUUAAAAACAGAUUUAACAAUUUUGUCAACCUAGUUUUCCAUUAAAUACAAUCACAUCUUAACAGGGUAAUUUGAAGAUUUUCUACAUCAUCAAGUGACUCAAAUGGAAAAAAUUUAUGUUGAAUAUUGUAAAACUCAAAAUGAUCUAGAUUCAGCAAAAAUCAUUGAUAGAUAAUUUACAAAUUUAAACAUUCCUUAAAAUUCAAGAAGCAGACUUGCUUCUCCAAUAGGAUCUGUAUCAUAUAUUUUUUAUAUCAGAACGAAUCAAAAUUGACUAGAAAAGAGAUCAAUCCAUUAUUAGCCAAAGAAAUGAUGCUAAAAAAGAAUUAGAAAUCAAAGAAUUUAUUGGCUACUCAGAAAUUUGCUUCUUCUCAAAAUAUUAUAUACAAAAGUUCUCGUAAUUUAUAAGCCUUAUUGCAUGCAAACACAAAUUCAAAUCAUAAUAUCUAAUAAUUUUAGAGCUCUCAUUAAGUUCGAACCUAAUAAAAAGAAUCAGAAUAAUAAACCAAAUCCAAAAGUUCUCAAAGACACAUUUCAAUCAAAUCCAAUUUAAUCACUCAACAAUCAAUGGAUCCCUCAUCUUUGCUAUUCAGAAGUAUGCUGUUGCAAGAAAGCCAAUAAAAUGAUAAAUCCAACAUUGAAAGAGCGUUCUCCUUAAUAGAAGAUCAUCGAUUGCAAGAUCUUAAAGACCUACUCAAUCAUGAUUAGAACAUCAAUUUAAAUACUUAAGAUUAAAAUGGGAAUACUUUUUUGAUACAAGCAGCACGGACAGGAGCCUUUGAAAUAAUUCAAUACUUACUUCGCAAAGGCGCAGAGAUUACUAUUAAAAACGUAAGAUAUCUAUUUAAAAAAUAGAAUGAUGGAUUAAAUGCUAUCCAAAUCGCAAUUAUUCAUUUGUAAUUUGAGGCAGCAGACGAAAUUAACAGAUUUAGUAGAUCGAAUUCUUUCAUAUCCCAUUGA
Molecule: messenger RNA, 2842 nt
Organism: Paramecium octaurelia
Lineage: Eukaryota; Ciliophora; Oligohymenophorea; Peniculida; Parameciidae
Source: the annotation of a GenBank genome assembly